Canis lupus familiaris (dog) is the source of this 1998-nucleotide messenger RNA. RefSeq names its product apoptosis inducing factor mitochondria associated 2 (gene AIFM2). The transcript has 9 exons. The record is from RefSeq and is a predicted model, not a curated record. Gene Ontology annotation, biological process: apoptotic mitochondrial changes; positive regulation of apoptotic process. Gene Ontology annotation, molecular function: electron-transferring-flavoprotein dehydrogenase activity; flavin adenine dinucleotide binding. Gene Ontology annotation, cellular component: mitochondrion; cytoplasm. Bases 17 to 1138 code for a protein of 373 amino acids. NCBI's taxonomy places the organism in Eukaryota, Metazoa, Chordata, Mammalia, Carnivora, Canidae.
CAGUGCCUGGUUCAAGAUGGGGUCCCAGGUCUCUGUGGACAUGGGAGCCGUGCGCGUGGUGAUCGUGGGUGGCGGCUUCGGUGGGAUCGCUGCUGCCAGCCAGCUGCAGACUCUGAACAUCCCCUUCAUGCUGGUGGACAUGAAGGACUCCUUUCACCACAACGUGGCAGCCCUCCGGGCCUCCGUGGAAAGUGGCUUUGCAAAAAAGACAUUCAUUUCCUACUCGGUGACCUUUAAGGAGAACUUCCGGCAGGGGCUAGUCGUAGAGAUCGACGUGCAGAAUCAGAUGGUGCUGCUGGAGGAUGGUGAGGCCCUGCCCUUCUCCCAUCUUAUCCUGGCCACCGGCAGCACCGGGCUCUUCCCGGGCAAGUUUAACCAGGUUUCCAGCCGGGAGCUGGCUAUCCAGGCCUACGAGGACAUGGUGAAGCAGGUCCAGCGCUCACAGUCGGUGGUGGUGGUGGGAGGCGGCUCUGCCGGCGUGGAGAUGGCAGCGGAGGUUAAGACCGAAUUCCCCGAGAAAGAGGUCACUCUCAUCCACUCCCAAGUGGCCCUUGCUGACAAAGAGCUCCUGCCCUGUGUCCGGCAGGAAGCGAAGGAGAUCCUGCUCCAGAAAGGCGUGCAGCUGCUGCUGAGUGAGCGGGUGAGCAACCUGGAGGACCUGCCUCUUAACGAGUAUCGAGAGCGCAUCCAAGUGCACACAGACAAAGGCACGGAGGUGGCCACCAACUUGGUGAUCGUCUGCAACGGCAUUAAAGUCAACAGCUCUGCCUACCACAGUGCAUUUGAUGGUCACCUGGCCAGCAAUGGCGCUCUGAGAGUGAACGAGUACCUCCAGGUGGAGGGCUACAGUCACAUCUAUGCCAUUGGCGACUGUGCGGACGUGAAGGAGCCCAAGAUGGCCUAUCACGCUGGCCUCCAUGCCAGCGUCGCCGUGGCCAACAUUGUCAACUCCAGGAAACAGAGGCCCCUCAAGGCCUAUAAGCCAGGUGCGCUGACGUUCCUCCUGGCCAUGGGGAGAAAUGACGGCGUGGGCCAGAUCAGUGGCUUCUAUGUGGGGCGGCUCAUGGUGCGGCUGGCCAAGAGCCGAGACCUGUUUGUCUCCUCCAGCUGGAAGACCAUGCGACAGUCUCCACCUUGAAGCGGAGCUGGGCGGGAGACAGGAUGGCUGCCCCACUGGAGGCCUCACCCAGGACUCCCUUCCUGUGGACCAAGGCCAACCAGGCUCCCCUUCUGGAAACAGGACCUGCUGCCACCCGAGAGGCGCAGGCCAUUCCAUGCUGUCUGACCUUGGGGCCUAGCAGGGUAGGAGGCUCAGCCCAUUGUUCUGUUUGUAACGUUUUACAAGCGUCCAUCCAUGGGGACACAGUUCUCCAAACUGAGGAAAAUGUUGCAAUAAAAGACUAUAUUGUAAGAAAGACACUGGAUCUUCUGUUUUUUUUUUUUUCUUUCAUUUUCUUUUUCUUUAAAAAAAACAAAACAAAACAAAAGCCUGAAGUGAAAUCUUUUUAGGGGUAGAUACAGAUGCCAUGGGGUAGGGGUGGGGGCAGUAAAACAGGAAAGGAAAGCACCAGUGAGACACCUUUCUCGGUUUCUUCUCUCCGCCACUGAACACAGACAGCCAACAAAGCCCAAGUCACUUUUACGCCCUCUUCCCUCGCAAGAAGGAGAAACAAGGUAUUAAGAAUUUCGAAAGGAUUUUUUGUGUGUGUGUGUAAAAGUCAAUGCUAUAAAUCUAAAACGAAGUCUGUUUCUUUUUUUUUUUAAAAAGUUCUAAAACAACAGGAAGAAAACACAUGGAAAGAAACCCCUUGUGGAGACCUGGGUAAUUACAGACUGAGGCUCUUUUAAACGAGAUUAUAAAAUGCAGAGGGCUCCUUCCGUGGGCAGGACCUGCGCCGGUGGCCUCCGUGACCCGCUGCCCUGCCAGCUGCCCUCGGCUCCCCUGCCGUCACCCUUCCUCUCUCCUUUUAAAAAAUAAACCCCCACUCCUGUGACUUC